GAUGAACCCUGUGAAUGUUUGUUUCAUUAGAUAAGUGGAUGACUAUUAGUGUUUUUUAAGAAAAAUUCCAUUAUUACUAUUAUAUUCAUAAACAAUGAAUUCACCGAGUAUUUUAAAAACUACCCGUCGUUCAAGAGGCUAUCGAAGUUUAAGUAAUGAAAUAUCUAACGAGACAGAUACAGAAUUAUCAACUAUACAUGACACUAAUAACAACAAUAGAAAUACAAGACGUACCAGUACAACAUCAUCAUCUAUGCACUUUGCUACUAAUCUUGUUUAUAACUUAUUAAGUCCUAAAUAUUCACCUGUAUUCCGCAGUGCACGAUUUAAACAAAAAUCAAUUCUUAAAGAGACAAAUAAAAGGUCAAACAGAAUUCCAAAUUUGCAUUCAUCAAUUUCUUCCGAAACAUCAUCUUUAGAAUCAUUGGAUUCACUAAGUUCAACAGAUCUGUUACCUUCAGUUGAAGUGAAAAAACAUUCAAAGAAAGUAAUUAAACAAAAUGAUGAAAAAGAUAGAAUUAUGGAAGAGCAAAGGAAUAAUAGUUAUCAACUCACGGAAUCCAAUCUACCUGGGAAUAAUAAUAAUAAUGAACUUAAUGAUAUAAAUGGUCAACAGUCUUUGAAUGUUUAUGAAGGUCGACAAAUCGAUGAUUGUCUAAGUAUUAAACCUACAAACAGAUUGUCAACCUCAAUCCGUAUUAAUAAUAAAAAUCAUGAAAAUUCUGGUGCAUUUAAUAAAAUUAUUCUCAAUUUACCAAUCAAUCGUAUUAAAAAGGAUCACUUAUGCACAACACAAUCUGCUCCAUGUUCUCCAAUAUUUAUGAAAAAAGAACAUACUACACCGACACAUUUGUUUCACACUAUUUUCAAUUCAGAAAGAAUUACUUCACCAUAUUUAAAAAAGAAGCAAAUAUUUCAAUUAAAUCCAGUUAAAGAAACAACUAUAUCAUCAUCUAAUUCAUUGUUAAUAUCGAAUGUAAAAAAUCAUUUAAAUGGAAACCUACUGAUUAAGCGAAAUAAAUCAUAUUGUCAAAAAACCUAUAAUAAUAAUAAUAAUAAAGACAGUAAUAAUCUAAAUAAUUUACCAUUAUCACAGUUAGAAUUAAAUAUUCAGCAAUUCAAAUCGAUUAAUAAGAAACUAGAUGUUGAUAAUUUAGAUGACAAAAGCGCUGGUUAUGUUAAUAAUAAUAAUAAUAAUAAUAUCAAAGGUAAAGCACUAUUGGAUAAUGAUCAUUUUGUAAACAGGAAAAAUGAACUUCGAAUAGAUGUUGUCCUGCCUAAUUCACCAGCAUCACGUGUUGGUCUACGAUCUGGUCAGCAAGUUGUAUCACUAAAUGGUCAGUGCGUACAUGGCUGGGAUCAACUAACAGCGAUGCAUUGGUUUAGGCAUUAUCCUGAUGGUGUAGAUUUAACAAUAACAGUUUUAGAUGAGUUGGAUAAAGCAGAAAAUACAAUUAAAUCAAGAACAACAUCAGUAUGUGAUUUUUCAAUUAAAAAAGAUAGUAUUCGUGAAAACUAUCAAAAUGGUGCAAAUGAUAAAGCGUUCGACGAUUUCGCUUCCAUUAAUUUACCUUUAAAGCCUAAACAAACAGCAGUAACACAGUUCAAUGAAAAAAGUUUAAAUUUAAAUGUCCCAUAUGGAAACCUUUUGGAUUCUUCUUCAGUGACACCAACUAGUUUUAUCAGUAAUGAACAGGAAUCACACUGUGGUCAAGAAAAAGUUUUAAACCCCCUCUUCCUCUUUACUAAACAUGAGAAGAGCAAUACAACUAUACCUAUAAAUACAUGUCAGUCAGCUUAUUUGUGUACACUUGAUUCUUGUCCAUUAAAACGUGAAGACAAAAAAUUAUACAUACCAAAUCCUGAAGUACUGAGUAAUGAUAAUGCAAUUAAUCAUAGUGAAAUUAAACAAGUUGACUCUCAAGAUUAUGAUCUCUUUUAUUGUACUGACCAUAAUAAGAUCGAGAGUACUCAUUUGCAGUUUACUGAACCUGUUAUUCAUCAGUAUAAUCUUCAUAAUGAUAAUAACAACCAUAGUCAAUGUAGUUUAACUAUACCAAAUCAGGAUAAGCUAAUAAAUGAACAAAAUUUAAAUGAUUAUCAGUUUAGUAAAAAUAGAAUAGAUGUAAUUGAAGCAGAUAACGAGAAAAUGGAAUCAUUGAAUAUUCAACCAAAUGAUAAUUUGUUUUUAUCAGAUUCUAUUUUAAGAAAUGAUUAUUUGUAUAAAACUGAUUGUGUUUAAGAUUUAUUUGUUGCUAAGUAUAUUCAAAAAAUAUCAUUUAAGUAAAAAAAAAAUACAUAUUGUAAUUUU
This is a messenger RNA of Schistosoma guineensis, 2311 nucleotides long. The record is from the annotation of a GenBank genome assembly. Lineage: Eukaryota; Metazoa; Platyhelminthes; Trematoda; Strigeidida; Schistosomatidae.